AAUGGUGCGGUGAAAGGGGUUUCCACACUGGUAACCAGGAAGGACGUGGCCUGUCUCAUUUUUUCAGGGAGUAGAUGAGGGUAAACAGGCGUUCAGCCGUGGGCGAGUGGCCUGAGACUGUCACUGGGACCAGUUCUCAGGGCUCCCUGUCCCUGGGGGAGCAGGGGAGCUGCCGUGGACACUGCCAGGCCGAGGCCCACACGGGGGCCCCACCGCGAUGGCCGUGGGCCGCCCCACCAGUGCGGUGCCACGGAGCGAGGCUGGGAACCGGCACAGGAAGAAGGCGGCUGCAACAAGCAGAGGCUGCCCUGAGCCCUAAAAUGUGACUCCUCACAUGAUCCCAUCGUGACUGGGGCAUCCCGGUGGGGCUCCGGCUCACCGGCCCAGACAGAGCUCCCGGCUUCCAGAGUGGCGGCACACAGCAGCCAGCCCCCGUGUCCGUGUCGUGUCCGUGUCUCCUCCAGAGAGGCCGCAGGGACCAGCACUCCUGUCCUGGAGGAGGGGGAUGGAGGAGGGGGAGAAGCGCCCCCUGCUGCCCCAGGAUGCUGGGGGCCAGGAGCCGCCCGGCCCUGCCAGCUGCCUGGGUUCCAAGAGCCAGGAAGGAUGGGCCUGGGGGGCAGGCCUGGGGGGAAGUGGGGCCCCCUCCCCGCUCUCUCUCCCGCUGGGGAGCCGCUGCCUCCAGUGCCUGAUCUUUCUGUGCAACUUCCUCUCCUCUCUGCUGGGCCUGCUGGCCCUGGCCGCCGGGCUCUGGGGCCUGGCUGUCAGGAGCUCCCUGGGGAGCAGCUGGGGGGGGCCCCUGCCUGCGGACCCCAUGCUGGGGCUGGUGCUGGGCGGGCUGGCGGUCAGCGCGGUCAGCCUGGCGGGCUGCCUGGGCGCCCUCUGUGAGAGCGCCUGCCUGCUGCGCUGCUUCUCGGGGGGCCUCCUGACCUUCCUGGUGCUGGAGGCCCUGGCAGGGGCCCUGGUGGCAGCCCUCUGGGGCCCCCUGCAGGACGGCCUGGAGCGCGCCCUGUGGGUGGCCAUCACCCGCUACCAGGAUGACCCUGACCUACGCUUCCUCAUGGACCAAGUCCAGUUCGGCCUGCAGUGCUGUGGGGCAGCCUCCUACCAGGACUGGCAGCAAAACCUGUACUUUAACUGCAGCGCCCCCGGCAUCCAGGCCUGCAGCCUGCCCGCCUCCUGCUGCCUGGACCCCCGCGAGGGCGGGGCCUCCGUCAACCAGCAGUGCGGCCUCGGGGCGCUGCGCCUGGCGGAGGCGGCGGCCCGGGCGCGGGUGCACGUGCAGGGCUGCGGCGCGCCGCUCGGCCGCUGGCUGCGCGGGGCGGUGCGGGCGGCGGGCGGCGCGGCCAUCGCGGCGGCGCUGGCGCAGGGCGCGGAGCUGCUGGCGGCCGCGCACCUGCUGCGGGCCCUGGGCGGCCGCCAGGGGGCGCCGGGGAGCUGCGGGCCGCGCGGCCGGGACCUGUCCGCGACGGCCUCCCGCUGACCUGGGCUGCAGCCUGGACACCGCCUCCUCCACCUGCUGCGCCUCCGCCCGGGCUCCCCGCCCUCGGUGCCCGCCUGGAACUGCUGGCACCGGAAGGUGAAGCCCAGCCGCCGCCUGAUUUCUCCCUUAGAGGCUUUUGCCCCUGGGACCCCCCUCCCCCAUGGCAACAUCCCCUCCC
This is a messenger RNA of Pipistrellus kuhlii (Kuhl's pipistrelle), 1658 nucleotides long. RefSeq names its product tetraspanin 10 (gene TSPAN10). The transcript has 3 exons. Gene Ontology annotation, cellular component: membrane. The record is from RefSeq and is a predicted model, not a curated record. NCBI's taxonomy places the organism in Eukaryota, Metazoa, Chordata, Mammalia, Chiroptera, Vespertilionidae. The coding region runs from base 506 to 1480 and encodes 324 amino acids.